GCCAGACUUUAAGAGAGGACAGUUUUGCUUUUGACCAUUUGUGGUUUUCUCUCAAUUUAGGACCGAGUAGUAGUUUUUCAGACUGGCUGUUAGGACAUGGAUUUAAGAUUACUUGUAAUCCUUUUCCUCUGUUACUGCCAACAAGGCUGGACGGAAGAUGUCAUUUCAGAGGAUGAAAAGGUCUCUGUGAUUCCUUUCAUGUCCCUGAUGGUAACCAGCAGUCCCCCAAUAGAUGUAGUAAGCUCCAGAGUGUCCCACACAGAAGAAUUUACUCCAGAUGGCUUUGUUACCUCUAGCUCCACUGCUGAAAAUGCCGAGAGCUCCUCAGAGGAAGACUUGGAUGAGUUGUGUGGUCCUUUGAAUUCUAAAGAACUUCGUCAGGCCAUAGGGAGUGGGAUUAUGAAGUUUGGUCUGGAGCUGUUGGAGAACCUGAAGGCAGAUGCAAAACAAUCUAAUAUUAUUAUCUCCCCACUCAGUGUGUCCUUAGCUCUCUCUCAGUUGGCUCUGGGAGCGAGGAAUGACACAGAAGAGCUCCUCCUUCAACGCUUACAUGUUGAUACAGUGCCAUGCUACCACAAAGCACUGAAAAGCCUUCUCCAUCAUGUCCGCAAAAAUGCCCUGCAAAUCGCCAGCCGCAUCUACCUUGCUGAUGGAUUUAAGCCAAACCAGGAGUUUAUUGAGGAGUCUCUCAAAAUAUAUGAUUCAAAGCCUGCAGCCUUGACUGAUUUGGAGGAGAUCAAUGAGUGGGUAGAGAAAUCCACAAAUGGUCAUGUCACAGACUUCCUGUCUAGUCUCCCUCCUAACCUUAUCAUGAUGCUUAUCAAUGCUGUGCACUACAAAGGAGAGUGGCUCCGGCGCUUUGACCCUCACUUUACCUCCAGUGAACCUUUUUAUGUUGAUGAAAAACAUAUAGUCAAUGUUGACAUGAUGCUUGGGCCAAAAUACCCACUCAGCCUUUUCAACCAUAAUGAACUUGAUGCGCAGAUUGCUCGUUUCCCAUUCAAAGGGAAUGUGAGCCUGAUAAUUGUAAUGCCGACAAUAGGAUCAGUUGACAUUUCAGCCAUUGCAGCCAAACUGAAUAUCUCAGAUCUAUAUAAUCACUUCCCACGAGAGAGAAGUAUGCAGGUUAAACUCCCCAAAUUCAAACUGGAUUUUACUCAGGAACUUGAAGAGGUGCUGACAAACAUGGGUCUAGGGGAGCUGUUCUCAAGUCCUAAUCUGGGUGGUAUCUCAGCGGGACCCCUGCUGGUCUCCAGUGUACAGCACAAGUCCAGCAUUGAGAUCAAUGAGGAGGGUGCAGAGGCUGCGGCUGCAACCAGCAUAGCAAUCAGCCGCUCCAAUCCCUCUUUUACAGUCAACCAGCCUUUUUUCUUGGCCCUUAUAGAAGAUUCCACUAAAACACCACUUUUUCUGGGGAUUAUUUCAAACCCUAACCCUAGCGGAACUGCUGUAACAGUAGGUUCAAGCCUUUUAGAAAAAGGAGAGUUUCCUAGUACAAAGCAUUUUGACAAGCCACCCAAGUAAGGCUGCUUAUUUAUGUCUUUAGCACUGGCCUGCUUCCAAAUAGCAAAUUAAGAUCUGCAACAAAACUAGGCUCAGUUAUAAUAUGUUUAAUGGGCAUGUUACAAAUAUGGCAAUGACAUAUUGGUAUUUUUAAAAGUUUCUUUUUACCCUAUAUGUAAAUGACCUUUCAGCUCUGGGUGAAGAUUACAUUAACAGCACUCAACUCUGUUUUAUUGCUGUUGUAAAAGCAUGUGUUUGAUGAUUAAAUAAAUGUAUUUUUAAAAAUGAA
Ictalurus furcatus (blue catfish) is the source of this 1792-nucleotide messenger RNA. It is a transcript of the gene serpinf2b, whose product is annotated as serpin peptidase inhibitor, clade F (alpha-2 antiplasmin, pigment epithelium derived factor), member 2b. The coding region runs from base 97 to 1524 and encodes 475 amino acids. The record is from RefSeq and is a predicted model, not a curated record. Gene Ontology annotation, molecular function: serine-type endopeptidase inhibitor activity. NCBI's taxonomy places the organism in Eukaryota, Metazoa, Chordata, Actinopteri, Siluriformes, Ictaluridae. Gene Ontology annotation, biological process: negative regulation of endopeptidase activity. The transcript has 9 exons.